Anneissia japonica is the source of this 1313-nucleotide messenger RNA. Its product is annotated as aspartate and glycine-rich protein-like. The record is from RefSeq and is a predicted model, not a curated record. Bases 25 to 945 code for a protein of 306 amino acids. The transcript is spliced from 2 exons. NCBI's taxonomy places the organism in Eukaryota, Metazoa, Echinodermata, Crinoidea, Comatulida, Comatulidae.
UAACCCUAAAAUAAAUUUGCAGAGAUGAAACUAACAACAUUAACGAUAUCUUUAAUUGUAUGUUGUGUCUUACUCGAUGGUAUCUAUGGUAAUGGUUACAACCUCCACCGCCAAAAGAAUGAAAACCUUCGAACGCCAAACUUAGUACGCAGUCAUGACGUUGACACCAAUGGUGAAGAUCCAUGGUGGGACGAUGAAAAUGAGUAUCUAUCAGGGGACGACGUUAUCCGAAGACUUCCCGAUGUCAUGGACGACGAUCCGCGAUCCAGAACCGAGCGCGUUGAUUACAAAGAUAUAAAAACAUCAGACAAAAAUUAUAAUGGUGACUGGGAUGAUAACAAUUACGAGAACUUAGGGGACAAUGGUAACAGGGACAUCCAAGAGAAAAGUAACUUUGAUGAUGAUGGUGACUGGGAUGAUGAACAAGUGAAGUACGAGAGUUUCAAAAGUGAUGGUAACCGAUACGAAGAUGAGAAAGAGAACUACUUGGAUGUCCAACAGGAGGACGAUGAUCGCUGGAACGAACAGGAGCUCGCGCGCAAUAACUAUGAGGACAACGACAACUACAAUGAUUACUGGGCCCAACAAGAAUACAAUAGCCUUGAUGACGAUGGUUGGGAUCAGGAACAAAAUUACGAUACCAAAGAAGGAAACCUUGAAUACAGAAACGUUGAUGACGUGGACUACGGUGACUGGGGCGUUUUUGACAUGGACUACGGUGACAGACCUACAGGUGUUAGUAACGAUAACAAUUUUGAUGAAGGCCGAUAUAAACGGCAGUUAUCUGCAGUGAAUUCUGAGAAAGAAGGAAGUGAUAAAUAUGACUUUGAAUUUGUGGAAGGAGAAGAAUCAUCAAUGGAUGACAGUGGGUGCAGAGGAACUGAAUGCAUCGACGAGAGAGAAGACGGCGGUUCAGACUCAAGUUCAGAUUAUUUCAUUACAUAAGUGGCAUGCGUUUAGCGUUAAUUUUUCUGCGUUAAUUUUAUAUUUUAUAUUAUACUUUCAUGAUGAAGUAGGCUAUCGAAGAAAUCUAAACAGUAUCCAUAAUUUGUUACCAAUUUCCAAUCUUGUAUUGUUUUGUGCUUUCCUCAUAUAUCAAUAUCAAUAGUGGGAGAGGUGCAACCCUUGGGCGCAUAGCUCACCUUGGCCUGUUAUGUGCCGCCCAUUACUAAACGAAUACAAACACGAUUGAUUGUAAAUACGAUUAAAUUUUAUCUCUUUGUGAAAUAGAUAAAUAAAAAUACGAAUAAACCUUAUCUCUUCUAUAAAUACAAAAAUAUAUAUCAGUUGUGUUGAGUUAAUACACCGGUGGG